Messenger RNA from Lates calcarifer (barramundi perch), 3003 nucleotides. RefSeq names its product cytohesin-3. NCBI's taxonomy places the organism in Eukaryota, Metazoa, Chordata, Actinopteri, Centropomidae. The transcript has 13 exons. The record is from RefSeq and is a predicted model, not a curated record. Gene Ontology annotation, biological process: regulation of ARF protein signal transduction. The coding region runs from base 391 to 1575 and encodes 394 amino acids. Gene Ontology annotation, molecular function: guanyl-nucleotide exchange factor activity.
CUAAUGACGUCGCUGUGGUUGCAGUGUAGCUAAUGUGAAUGCAGACGGAGCAGCUGAGGAUGGAGCAGAGGGCGAGAAACGCCGCCGCCGCUGUUUCACGUCGCGGUCACACACAGCUCUGAAACAUCUCUCUCUACAGUAAAGGACCGCCGCUUUAUAAUCCACACCCAGACUGCGACUUCUUCUUUCCUCUCUCUCUCUAUCUUUUCUGUUCAUUUCGCCGCUGGACAUCUGCGCUCCAGUCCACCUCACUUCUAUCUGCCUGUCAACACAACGCCGGCUUCGACUGUCUUGUCAGUGGAAGGAAAGGAAAGAAAAAUCACUCAGCAAAAUAAAUCUUCCGCGAGGACACACCUUCUCCCGGACUGCCCUGUCACUGCCACAACAAAUAUGGAUGAAGACAAUCACGUUCCUGAGGAUCUGUCCCUGGAGGAGAGGGAUGAACUGACAAACAUCCGACGCAGGAAGAGAGAGCUGCUUGAUGAUAUUGAGAGGUUGAAGUUUGAGAUAGCAGAGGUCAUGACGGAGAUCGAGCAGCUGACGUGCGUUGGAGAAAGUAAAACAUCCCAGAGAAACAAACAGAUCGCCAUGGGUAGGAAGAAAUUCAACAUGGAUCCAAAGAAGGGUAUCCAGUUCCUGCUGGAAAACGACCUUCUUCAGCACACUCCCGAAGACAUUGCCCAGUUCCUCUACAAGGGCGAGGGUCUCAACAAGACUGUCAUCGGAGACUACUUAGGCGAGCGGGAUGAUUUCAACAUUAAGGUGCUGCAGGCUUUUGUGGAGCUGCAUGAGUUUGCAGACCUCAACCUCGUCCAAGCGCUACGGCAGUUCUUGUGGAGUUUCCGUUUGCCAGGUGAAGCCCAGAAGAUCGACCGGAUGAUGGAGGCGUUUGCCUCACGGUACUGCCAGUGCAACCCUGGAGUCUUCCAGUCAACAGAUACCUGCUACGUGCUGUCGUUUGCUAUCAUCAUGCUGAACACCAGCCUACAUAACCCAAACGUCAGAGACAAGCCCCCUGUGGAGCGCUUUAUCUCCAUGAACAGAGGCAUUAAUGAAGGAGGAGAUCUGCCAGAGGAGCUUCUCAGGAAUCUUUACGACAGCAUCAAAAACGAGCCCUUCAAAAUCCCAGAGGAUGAUGGGAAUGAUCUGACACACACAUUCUUCAACCCCGACAGAGAAGGCUGGCUCCUAAAGCUUGGCGGCCGGGUGAAGACGUGGAAGAGAAGGUGGUUCAUUCUGACCGACAACUGCCUCUACUACUUUGAAUACACAACAGAUAAAGAGCCUCGUGGGAUUAUUCCUCUGGAGAACCUCAGUAUCAGGGAGGUGGACGAGCCCAGGAAACCUAACUGCUUUGAGCUCUACAACCCCAACCACAAAGGUCAGGUGAUCAAGGCCUGCAAGACCGAGGCGGACGGGCGGGUCGUCGAGGGCAACCAUGUCGUGUACAGGAUAUCGGCCCCCACGCCAGAGGAGAAGGAGGAGUGGAUCAAAUCCAUCAAAGCGAGCAUCAGCAGGGAUCCUUUCUACGACAUGCUGGCCACCAGGAAGCGGAGGAUAGCAAAUAAGAAAUGAUGACCGCCCACGUUCAACCGCAUCUGCAUCACCACUGUUUCUGUGACCAGCAGCAGAGUCCUUGUAUGUGUGUGUGCGUGUGUGUGUUACAGGGGUCAUGAAGAGCUCCUAUUUGCUAUUUCAGGGGAGGAGGACAAGUGGCAGAUGUAGGUCGGAGUUUGUGAGACUGAAAUGGAUCAAGUUUGUCUGCACCUCAGCUCUGAGCUGAUGUCAACGUGCACACUUUGAACACUAAUGUGAAAUGGAGAAGGAGGAACUGGAGAAGUCUUUACCAAGCUGGAUGUGAAUGGACACCAGGAUGAGGACUACAGUUUACUUGAGGAACAGCCAUGACUGGAAUCAUAUUGCCCUCUGCUGGACACACAAGGAAUUAAAUCUACAGCACUAGAAAUGCAUAGUGAGGAUCUGAAACCUGAAUCGCCCUGAUCAAAUGGCAUUCCUUUCAUCCAGGCCCGGCUCGCCUGGUCGGUUAUCUGCUCUCUGCCGGCAAGACUCCCAGAUACCAGUCGACAUUUUAUUAUCUUCACCUCACAUGUCCUCCGACGGCUGCCAACACCAACAAUCUUUUAUAGUAUCCUCUUGCUCUAGGAAGUCUCAAGCUUUUAAAAUCAGCUGGUCUGAUUGUUAGCCCUCAAGUGACUGUAUCUGUAUAUGCAAACACACUGAUUUAAUCAAGAAAGUGAAACCUCGGCUCAUAUUCUUUUUGCAUUUACAAAAUCACCCCUGUGUUUUCUCUUCGAAAACAAAGAAGCAGAAGAGUUUGGGGAGUAAUAUCAAACAUAUAUUAGUGGAACGACCCUUUAAAGAGGCCAGUUUUAAAAAGCUACAGUGAGUCAUACAGUAUAUUAGUUCUGUACUGUUAUGGAUUGAAGAUCCACCUCUGUAAUCAAGUUCAUUUCUUUUGUAUUUAUUUUCUUAUUGUUUAACAAAAGAGGCAGCCCCCCCGACUUACAUUAUGCAUGUAUAGUAUAUAAUGUACAUACUGUUUUUUUUUUUUUUUUGUUCUUUGUUGUGGUUAUGUAGCAUGUAAAUCACAAUGGCCAUAGCCUAUACCCGUUCACCUUUUUAGUUCAACAGCUAACAGUUUACAAUAGUGGAAGAGGGACCUUGUGCAGAGCAGUGAAACCUCCUCACACUGUGUUAUUACUGAGAAUCAGAUAAUACAUGAUGAUGUGAUAUGAAAGAAAAACUCACUAUGCUGAGAUAGCAUCCGACAUAUGCGGGUUCAAAACACCCUUGAAAAGGUGAACUCCAAUCAUGUGAACACUGACUGGAAUCUGAGGACUGUUGUCCCCUCCCUCCCUCCCCCCGAUCAAACCAACCCACAGCCAAAACUUUCCUUACUAGGUUUAAACAUGGUUUGAUCUCAGUUUGGAAAAAUUGCUCCUGAAUACUUUGAUGAAUAAAAAUAACAUCUUGAUCAGAGAA